Messenger RNA from Drosophila virilis, 3725 nucleotides. RefSeq names its product chloride channel protein 3 (gene ClC-c). Gene Ontology annotation, cellular component: early endosome; plasma membrane; Golgi apparatus. Gene Ontology annotation, molecular function: voltage-gated chloride channel activity. Gene Ontology annotation, biological process: transmembrane transport; chloride transport. NCBI's taxonomy places the organism in Eukaryota, Metazoa, Arthropoda, Insecta, Diptera, Drosophilidae. The record is from RefSeq and is a predicted model, not a curated record.
AACCUCUGUAGUAUGAAAUAGUACUUGAGAUAUGUACCCAUGUCUCUAAACAAUUUCAAGAUCCAUUAUACAAAGCAAGUGCAAGUGAAAUGUGAAGAAAGUGAUUGUUUGUCCAAUCCGAACAACUGUUUGUGUAUUUGUGUUUAUUGUGUGUGACGUCUGGCUGCACUUGUUAUACACUAAUACCAAUUAAAAUAUGUAAAAGAAAGGAAAAACAACUGCAAUAUUGCAACGCAAAAAGUCAACAGAUUUUUCAGCAAGUUAUCCCACAUUAAUCUACUGCGCGAGUCUUUAAAACACGCAUUUAAUAAGUACCUACGUAUUAAUAAAAAUGGACACACUCCCAUUAAAAGGUAGCAGAGAGGCUGCAGCGGAAGGCAACAACUACAUAACCGCAUAUCAAACAGUCAUGAAAAAGUCAAAUGGCCAUAGCACAGGAAGCGGAGAGGGUGAUCAUCCGCUGGCGCCACAUUCCAAACUAUCCUAUGCGGCAGCAACCACAUCACUGACUGCAGCCACAGACGAUGAGGAUAUGAUAGACAUCACGCCACGCUCCAGUCCAGGCGAACUGAUCGUUGGGGCUGGCGGCUAUCGUCGCGAGACUGCCACCGAAUCGGAUACGGAACGCGACUUUGCGCCAAGUCAGCGAACAAUACACCAUCAUCAGCAUCAACAUGUGCCAACUCACAGCGCCUUCGGAGAUCCCAUGGACGGAGCACUUUCGUUCUAUGGCUCCUCGGACGUACAGGAUGACAUACCUGGAAUUGGGCAGUACGAAGAUUUCCACACCAUCGACUGGCAACGUGAUAUCGCUCGCGAUCGUAUGCGGCAUCGUUAUAUAGUCAAAAAGCGGCAGGAUUCGUUUUGGGAUUUGAUCAAGGGAGCCAUUGAUGCUGGCUCCGGUUGGCUAUGCGUUCUACUUGUGGGCAUAGCAGCGGGUUGUGUGGCGGGCAUGGUUGAUAUAGGUGCCAGCUGGAUGUCGGAUCUGAAGCACGGCAUAUGCCCGACCGCGUUUUGGUUUAAUCGCGAGCAAUGCUGCUAUCCAGCUAAGCAAUCUGUCUUUGAGGAGGGUAACUGCUCCACGUGGAAAACAUGGCCCGAGAUCCUUGGGCUCAGUCGCACUGGCACGGGACCGUACAUCAUCUCAUAUAUUUGGUACAUUUUAUGGGCAUUGCUGUUUGCUUCACUGAGCGCGUCGCUGGUGCGCAUGUUUGCCCCGUACGCCUGCGGAUCUGGCAUACCGGAGAUUAAGACUAUAUUGUCAGGCUUUAUUAUACGCGGCUAUUUGGGAAAAUGGACACUGCUGAUUAAAUCGGUGGGCUUGAUGCUCUCUGUGUCGGCAGGUUUGACGCUAGGCAAGGAGGGACCCAUGGUGCAUAUUGCCAGCUGUAUUGGCAAUAUAUUUUCGCAUCUGUUUCCCAAAUAUGGACGAAACGAGGCCAAAAAGCGUGAAAUUCUAUCUGCAGCAUCUGCCGCUGGCGUCUCGGUGGCUUUUGGCGCGCCCAUUGGCGGAGUGCUCUUCUCUUUGGAGGAGGUGUCCUAUUAUUUCCCACUGAAGACACUGUGGCGUUCGUUCUUCUGUGCGCUCAUUGCAGCUUUUGUUCUACGCUCACUGACACCAUUUGGCAAUGAGCAUUCCGUGCUAUUCUUUGUAGAAUACAACAAGCCUUGGAUAUUCUUUGAGCUGAUUCCGUUCGUCUUUCUGGGAAUCAUGGGAGGUGUCAUUGGAACAUUCUUUAUUAAGGCAAAUUUGUGGUGGUGCCGCUACAGAAAGUUUAGCAAGUUGGGUCAAUAUCCUGUUAGUGAAGUUCUGUUUGUCACACUGGUCACUGGUGUAAUCUGUUAUCCGAAUCCCUUCACGCGCAUGAACAUGAACGAACUGAUCUUUCUAUUGGUUAGCAAGUGCUCGUCUGGGGAUCUCACCAAUCCCUUGUGUGACUACAAGCGAAUGAACAUCAGCACAGGCACCAGCUUUAUCGAGGUGACUGAACCAGGUCCCGGCGUCUAUCGUUCCAUUUGGCUGCUCGUUUUGACAUUUAUACUUAAACUGGCCCUGACAAUUUUUACAUUUGGCAUUAAGGUGCCUUCGGGUCUGUUUAUACCAUCCCUUUUGUUGGGCGCAAUUAUGGGACGCAUUGUUGGUAUCGGCGUGGAGCAGUUUGCGUAUAGUUAUCCCAACAUUUGGUUCUUUACCGGAGAGUGUGCCGACAGCAAUCUGAUUACACCCGGUUUGUAUGCAGUUGUUGGCGCUGCUGCUGUUCUCGGGGGCGUAACGCGCAUGACUGUCUCCCUGGUUGUCAUCAUGUUCGAGCUGACUGGUGGCGUGCGCUAUAUUGUACCACUGAUGGCGGCUGCCAUGGCCUCCAAGUGGGUGGGCGAUGCUCUGGGCCGACAGGGAAUAUAUGAUGCGCAUAUUGCGUUAAAUGGCUACCCAUUUCUCGACAGCAAAGAGGAAUUUGCACAUACAACGCUUGCGGCAGAUGUCAUGCAACCCAAACGAAAUGAAACAUUAAAUGUCAUCACACAGGAUUCCAUGACGGUGGACGAUGUUGAAAAUCUACUUAAGGAGACCGAGCACAACGGCUAUCCUGUUGUGGUGUCUAGAGAAAAUCAAUAUCUAGUUGGCUUUGUGCUGCGCAGGGAUCUUAAUUUGGCUAUUGGUAACGCAAAGCGUCUAAUCGAGGGCAUUAACAGUAAUUCAAUAGUAUUAUUUACGUCCACGACACCCACACAAAAUCUGGGCCCAUCACCACUUAAACUAAAGAAGAUACUCGACAUGGCGCCUAUCACAGUGACAGAUCAAACGCCCAUGGAAACUGUCGUCGACAUGUUCCGCAAAUUGGGUCUGCGUCAAACGCUUGUCACACAUAAUGGUCGCUUGUUGGGCGUUAUAACGAAAAAGGAUGUUCUCCGCCAUGUUAAACAAAUGGAUAAUGAAGAUCCCAAUACUGUGCUCUUCAAUUAAGUUGAAUUUAUUAGCCAAUCAGCAGCUAGGCAGAUGCUUAGUUAUUAUUAUUAUUAUUAUUAUUACCUGUACUAUCGCAAAACCAACAAAAUUGUAUAUGAUUAAGCCGAAAGUUGAGCACGAGAAUAGUGAUUAGUAAAUUUACGAUCUGAGCGUCGAGCGUGAGAGAUUUAGCAGAAUUGUGUGCAGUACUACUACAUAUACAUAUAUAUGUAUAGUAUAUAUUAAUAGGGAUAUAAUAAUACACAUACAUGUUUGUCUCGUUAAUGUUAAUUGUAUAAUUUAUUGAAAACAAGUGCAAAUGAUUGCAACAUAUUCAUUAAUUUCUGCUUUGUAAUUAUGUCAUUGUAAACGUAUUCAAAAUAAUAUUUUCUAUUUUCUACAUAUAUUUUAAUUAUAAAUGCCCAUGUUAUUUUUAUAUACCUAUGUACAUCACGCGCGUAUUGAAUGAGUGUUUGGACUAAGAAAAGUUUUUUUAUGUAAAAGUAUGUACGGAAAUCGAGCAAUUUUUAAGCUGGCGGCACAGGCAAUGGAGUGAGUGGAAUGUUUUUAACUGAAAGAAAAUUAAGAUGAAAGUUCUUUGUUUUGCAUUUUAUUUAAAAUUCAUAUUUACAUAUAUAUUAUAUAAAUACAUAUAUCAAAAUAUUGUGUUUUGUUAGAGAUCUGUGAAAUUUUAAUCUAAACUCGUGUAAAUAGCAGCAUUAAAAGAUGAUGAAACCAUGAAUAAACGUAAGCGCAGCUAUGUAUAAAAUCAAAAAAA